UGGCUUUCCCCCCCUAUAGAGGAAGUGGCAUGGUCGAUAAAGGAAUGUGGAGCACAGUGGGUAUUGACUUACGAGGCUGCCCUGGAGAAGGUGGAUUCUGCAAGAGCUCUCCUACCCCCGGGCACCCUCCGUCAGGUGUGGUACCUCACCCACAAUAACCAGGGUGACCAUGGUAAUCAUCAUGCAUACACAAACAAUGCCGGCUCUAUCACCCAGCUCCUUCAGGCUGACCCUAUUCCUCCCAAGCUGUUGGGUGUGGAGUCUCGCCGGACCGUGGCCAUGAUCUUCUUCUCCUCGGGGACCACUGGAAUGCCGAAGGGCGUGAUGUUGUCCCAUACCAACGUAACAGCGCCACUUGUAAACAUCAGGUACAUAUUCACGCUGAUGGGAGAGCAGGGAGAGAUGCUGGCCAAGGAGGCCUACAGGAUGAUGCUGUUGAUGCUGCCGCUCAACCACAUGUAUGGUUACGCCAUGAUGAUGACCAACCUCUACAUCGGCGGCACUACCCUCCUCCUUCCUGGGUUUUCACCUGAAAAGUUCUUUCGUGCGAUUGAGAAAUAUAAGGUGACAGCGUGUCCCAUGGUGCCACACAUCGCGAGCUUCCUGAAGGAGACACCGCUCCUGCGCCACCACGACCUCAGUUCCCUGGUGGCCGUCAGCUCCUCCACCUCCACCGUGUCGGCCGCUCUGCACGAAAGCUUCGCCAAGGAGACAGGGAAAUCCUUGUCCUCUGGCUACGGCAUGACUGAGGCGGUCAACAUCGCCACCAACGACCCUAUAUAUGGCUUCUCCCCAGGCUCUGUAGGUCGUGUCAUGCCCUACAUGCAGGUCAAGAUAAUAGACGUGGAGAGCGGAAAGAUGGUUGGCGAGGGGGUGGAGGGAGAGGUGUGUGUACGAGGUCCCACCAUGAUGCUGGGUUACGUCAACAACCCAGCUGCCACCGCCGCCUGCAUUGACUCUGAUGGCUGGCUUCACACAGGGGAUCUCGGCUACUACACCCGAGACGACUUCCUCUUCCUCACAGACAGGAUAAAAGACCUCAUCAAGGUGAAGGGGUACCAGGUCUCGCCCAAGGAGGUUGAGGAUGUAUUGGUGACAGUUGAAGGAGUGAGGGAGGCGGCGGUAGUGGGGGUGCCAGACGCAAGAACAGGGGAGGCGCCCAGGGCCUACGUGGUGCCCACAGCCAGUGCCACUCUCUCCCCAGCUUAUCUCCAGCGAUAUGUCGCAGAGCGAGUGGCACACUACAAACGACUAACGGGAGGCGUGGAACUGGUGGAUGCUCUGCCCAGGAACCAGUCCGGCAAGGUUCUUAAGCGCCAGCUGAGGCAAGCCUUCCUCACCUCCCGCUCCAAGCUCUGACCUCCCUCUCCAUAGUAGCAAAGCUCACCCUUCACAACAGAACCCCAAUCUUCCUCCAAGCUCUAAAUCUUCAUUUUCAGUGGCAAGGCACAUUUUUGACAAAGAAGGAAACCCAAGUCCCACUUCAGUCGCUCUUUUCCUUCUCGUGAGGAACGAAGUUCCCUUUUACUCACUACAACACUCCCCCUCCCCCCCCCCCAGGUGACAGUAAUAGUUGACCAUCAUUACAAUUACCCCCCCCCCCCUCUCCAGGCGUGUGAAAUGAAGCAAUUAGUGGGACAAAAUUAUAUGGACAGAAUGUCUGAUAUCUCCAUCUACAGUAGCUACUUUCUACUUCUAGAUCUGGAAUCAUCCGGACAACAGUUAUCAAUGCCGUUUCAAUCUAAGCUAACUAUCGACAGUAGCUACAGGUCAUGCUUGCUCUAGACAUUGAACUCUCUCUUGAACGUAGCAAUAGACAUCUUCCGAAUCUAAACUUGACAUUCAACAGAAAAUAUAGACCCAGUCCCGAGCCAUGAAUUACCUAGACAACGGCAAUAGUUACUGUCUAUUUUGAAGCUCUUCGUGUAAGUCCCUCCAGUCCAUGCCAAGCUCUAGGUUCUCCAGUAACAAAAACUACAUCAUUCUUUCGCACUUCAGGAUCUUGCCUUCCCCUUCAAGCGUACCAACACCUUCCCCUAGCUAACAAUUCUCCUUCGAAAGCAAGCAUCAAUACCUCUCCAAGCACUCGAAGCCCCAGGACCCCAUACCCAAGCUCUCCGGGCACUCGAAGCCCCAGGACCCCAUACCCAAGCUCUCAGGGCACUCGAAGCCCCAGGACCCCAUACCCAAGCUCUCAGGGCACUCGAAGCCCCAGGACCCCCAUACCCAAGCUCUCCAGGGCACUCGAAGCCCCAGGACCCCAUACUCAAGCUCUCCAGUGCACUCGAAGCACCAUCAACAAUAUAUCUUCUUUGGCCCCCCAGCCCCACGAACCUUAACACUAGCAAUACCUUUCAAUCCAUUCCAUGAAUUAAAAUCCAACUCAAUAGUAGCAAUAGCCACCACUGUACCUCAAGUUUGAGCUCCUCUUUGACAGCUCCAAUUUGUUCCUUUCCUAUCCUAAAAAGCUAAAUGCUAGGAAGAGACCAAAUCUCCUGGAAUAAAAAAAAACACAAUUUA
This is a messenger RNA of Procambarus clarkii (red swamp crayfish), 2520 nucleotides long. NCBI's taxonomy places the organism in Eukaryota, Metazoa, Arthropoda, Malacostraca, Decapoda, Cambaridae. The record is from RefSeq and is a predicted model, not a curated record.